Messenger RNA from Triplophysa dalaica, 3041 nucleotides. It is a transcript of the gene ilf3a, whose product is annotated as interleukin enhancer binding factor 3a. Bases 71 to 2539 code for a protein of 822 amino acids. Gene Ontology annotation, molecular function: single-stranded RNA binding; double-stranded RNA binding. Lineage: Eukaryota; Metazoa; Chordata; Actinopteri; Cypriniformes; Nemacheilidae. The transcript is spliced from 19 exons. Gene Ontology annotation, cellular component: precatalytic spliceosome. The record is from RefSeq and is a predicted model, not a curated record.
UGAGUCUUCACCCGGAAGUAGAUCUCUUGCGCUUUCAUUUAUUAAACCGAUUGGACGGUCUCUGGAAGUUAUGGCUCACAUGGGGGAUUUUGCGCGGCCUCCUUUAUCUCGACCACCGCCGUCCUGGGACGAACAUCAGGCCUAUGAGGAGCUGCUGUACUGGGAUAAUCUGAUUCAGGAGGGAGUCCGACUUCACCCGCCGGACUACGAACGAUAUGAAGAGCUGCGGUAUUGGUUUGACUGCUUGUGUUAUGAGGAAGACCUCAGGCAGUACAACGAUUAUGUGGUGGAGUACAGAAAGUGGGAAGAUCAGCAUUUGCAACCGGGAGAGCAGGCAAUGAAGCUGCCCCCCAUGCGCACCUUCGUGAAUGAGGACCGCUAUGUGAGAGCCAAGCAUGCGACAAUAUACCCAUCAGCGGAGCAGCUGGAGGGCGUCCAGAACAUGGUGUCUAACAUGGAGUGUGGCCUGAAGGCCGUCUCUGAGUGGCUGAAUAAAAAAGAAAAUGAGGCCGCUGGUGAUAGUGAAGGUAAUUCUUCACAGAAUAAACUGCGUGGCCUUUUGAGAGUGGGGCUGGUGGCAAAAGGGCUCCUAAUAAAGGAUGAAUUGGAGCUGGAGUUGGUGCUUCUCUCCAGAGACGUACCCACCAGUUCUCUGCUCAGACUGAUCUCCGGAAAACUUUUAGAGCUCAUAAAGGAUGUUACUGAAGAGAAAUUCGUUAUCACUUCAUCCAUCCAAGAAGCUGCGAUCAUCGUGACCAGCACGACGUCGCCCCUGCUGAAACUGAAAAUCCAUCUGACCUCACCCAUUGUCAGGGAGCAGGUUGAGAAGGAGUCCGCCGGAGAAUCGUGUGCGGAAAGCUCUCCGCAGGACGCUCUGGACAGGCAGAAAUGCCUGGCUUCUCUGGCGUCUCUCCGCCAGGCCAAGUGGUUCCAGGCUAAAGUUUCUGAGCUGGAGUCGUGCAUGAUCGUGAUUCGGAUAUUUCGGGACCUGUGUUCCCGCGUUUCAUCUUGGGCCCCACUGAAGGGCUGGGUUCUGGAACUGUUGUGCCAGAAAGCCAUUUCAACCAGCGAGAGGCUGCUGGGACCUGGAGAGGCAUUUCGGAGAGUUCUGGAAUGUGUUGCGUCCGGCAUAUUAAUGGAAGAUGGUCCGGGCAUUAUUGAUCCCUGUGAGCGAGAGAGCACUAAUGCUGCUGCCCAUCUCACCCGGCAACAGCGGGAGGACAUUACCCAGAGUGCACAGUUUGCAUUAAGGCUGUCGGCAUUCGGACAGCUGUAUAAAGUUCUUGGAAUGGAUCGUCUCUCUUCUAAAGUCGCUAGAAUGCUCAGCACCCAGAGCGCAGCAGUGACUGAUGCUCCAGCAAAGAGGCCGAGAGUUUUUGAAGCGGGGGAGCAUGACAUGAGACCAAAGUUUCCAAGAAAAGAAAAGAGCAAGCCGGAGAAUGCGCUGAUGAAGCUGAAUCAGAUACGUCCCGGAACACUCUACAAACUGUCAUCACAGACCGGUCCUGAACAUGAACCUGAGUUCACCAUGACUGUAGAGGUGGACGGAGUCACAUACGAAGCUACAGGCGCCUCCAAACGCAGCGCCAAACUACACGUCGCCCAGAAAGUUCUGCAGGCAUUGGGUGUCCCCAUGGCAACGGAGGUUAAGCCUGCUGUUGAAAACAAAACCGCGGCUGCGUUUACAGGUUCAGAUGAAACUACGCCCACCGGAUCUGAAGACGGUGCUGAGGGCGGCCCCAUUCUCACCAAACACGGCAAAAAUCCUGUGAUGGAGCUCAACGAGAAGCGCAGAAGUCUCAAAUAUGAACUUGUCGGCGUCAAGGGCCGUUUCAACGACAAAACCUUCACUAUCGAGGUGGACGUUGACGGAAAGAAGUUCCAGGGCUCUGGGUCAAAUAAGAAAUUAGCCAAAGCCAACGCAGCGCUGGCGGCAUUAGAGCAGCUCUUUCCAGAAGGUUCUCCUGCAGACCCGCUGAAGAAGAAGCGAUUUCCUCCAACGGGUUUCGGCAUGGCUGGUGUACCUUACAAUGCAGGUCGAGGUAGAGGAAGAGGCCGUGGGAGAGGAAGAGGGUUCAACCACGCAGGCUCCAAGUUUGCAGGGUCCACUGCCGGAGUCCCCUCAAUCACGCCAGUUACCAGCACCUCCACCAUGGAUGUCACGGCGGAUCAGUCUGCCAUUGCAAACGCAGCCACCUACCAGGCCGUCCCUCCGCCCGUCACCGGCUAUUACAAUCACUACAGCCAAACCUACUCCCAGUUCAAGAAACCGGACAUUCAGGUUCAAAACCAGAACAAAAACUCCAUCCAAGCGCCUCUUGUAGGACCAGACUACGGUUACGGAUUUGGGGGACCUCCUGGAGUGAGUAUGGGAGGACCAGCGGAUUACAGUUACGCAGCAUUCAGUGGACCACCUGGUACAGCGACAUUCGGACCACCCGGUACCACACCCCCGGGAUACGGCUACACCCAAAGCGCUUACCCAAACUUGGGGGGCUACACCAGUGGAACCAAUACUGCAGACUAUACGUACAGAUAAACACAUGGUGAAAAUCCAGAUUCGGACAUUUCUGCUGUACUGUAGGCUCACUAAACAUUCACUCUCUUAGUCGAUUUUAUACGGUGUCUGUGCUAUUUUUGCGCCUUAGUUCUAACAAGAUUAGCGUGAUUUUGAUUCACCGUAGGUUUCAGGAAACAUCACAUCUGGAAGACGGAAGUCGAUUUCUGUCUGCCUAAAUGGUGGAUGUGACUCAAGUGGAAUUUCUUAAAGGUGAUUUACAAUUUGUUAUUCCCCUGUGUUAUAUUUAUGGUCAUCCUCUUUUUUUAUUUUAGCAGGUUUUGGUUUUCAACUGAAUGUGAAUGAUAGAACGAAUACACAUUUGGAUGAUUACUUUCCAGAAACCACUAAGAUGUUCCUAAGUUAGGAUUUUUAAGAUGUUUGUUUUGCAUUUCUCAGUGUUACAUUGAAGUCUCUGCUCUCGAUCAGACGAUUGUUGUGUGUCAUAUCUGUGACCUGUGCAAAAAUAAACGUUUGUUUUUCA